Messenger RNA from Acaulospora morrowiae, 453 nucleotides. The record is from the annotation of a GenBank genome assembly. NCBI's taxonomy places the organism in Eukaryota, Fungi, Glomeromycota, Glomeromycetes, Diversisporales, Acaulosporaceae.
AUGUCGACUGAAGCGCGUCGCAGGCUUAUGCGUGAUUUCAAACGACUCAAGAACGACCCACCAGGCGGCAUCUCGGGUGCUCCAUGUCCCGACAAUAUUCUAUUAUGGAACGCAAUCAUCUUUGGACCCGCCGAUACGCCGUUUGAAGAUGGCACUUUUAAGUUGGCACUUCAGUUUGAUGAGAAUUAUCCCAACAAGCCACCUUCCGUCAAAUUCAUUUCCAAGAUGUUUCAUCCGAAUGUAUACGCCAAUGGUGAACUGUGUCUUGACAUCCUCCAAAACAGGUGGUCACCCACAUAUGAUGUGGCUGCCAUUCUGACGAGUAUUCAAAGUCUGCUUCAUGAUCCAAAUCCGAAUUCACCCGCAAAUGCCGAAGCUGCCAAUUUAUAUAGGGAAAAUCGUAAAGAAUAUAUCAGAAGAGUGAGAGAAGUUGUCGAAAGUUCCUGGGAGUGA